Molecule: messenger RNA, 1909 nt
Organism: Nothobranchius furzeri (turquoise killifish)
Lineage: Eukaryota; Metazoa; Chordata; Actinopteri; Cyprinodontiformes; Nothobranchiidae
Source: RefSeq, a predicted model, not a curated record
GCCAUAUGAUCAAUAAAAACCCCACCAUUCUGAUUGCAUUAAUGUAACCCAUCAGUAGAUUUAGAAUCACGUCCAACAAGCUCCUGAAUUAUUAGUUUUCAUACAAAAUUACGUACAAAUAAAUGAUCAACCAGGUGAUUCUGCGUUUUGUUUUAAAUUUAUAGGUGCCUGACACCUAGUGGCCACGGGAAGAAUCUAAGGCAACUUUGCACACAAAUGGUAUAUCUUUUGGCAAGCCGUUGGUGAAUAUAUUAGUUAUCCUCAAGGGCCAUAUUAUGGUAGUAGUUUGUGAUGUCACUGCAAAAGUUGACCAUUAGAUUCCACGCUAGUUAGAAAGCAAAAUCACCUAUGAAGAAGUCUGCCAACAAAUGACACUUUUGUUCAAAUAUUAAAGGCACAAUUCGUAAAAUGACACCGUCAGGGUGAGGAGGAGGAGAUUUUUAAAUUCGAACGGCUGUUGCUCACUCCCCCGCCCUUCCUGAAAGAGCCGAAAGCCACACCUCAUGUGCACGCGCAGGAAAAGCAGAGUCAACACCAGAGCAGCAUGGGAGGCGAGAAACGACCGCGAUCAGCGAAAUUUGUCGCUGUCGCUUUUAUUACCUGUCACACGGGAGGCGAUCCGCGGCAGCGGCCAGCGGCAAAGCCGUCUACGCGUUCUGUUCCAUUGCGAAUUUGAAACUUCCGUUGUUUUGUUUGGCUGUGUCAGGUUGGAGGGAAUUAAGGUUAUUUAAGUGGUUCAGAGUUAAAAAACGUGGUAGAUAUGAUGUUUCACAAGGUGCUGCUAGAGUUAUGUGAAAUCUUACUUCUGAUUUUACUAUAUAAAAAAUAAUAAUAACAACUCAACUUCUCCAUGUUUGCUUGGAGAUGUGCGGAGCAUCCUGUCCGCUCAUUGGUCAGUGAAUGAAACCUCCGUUGAUUGGUCCUCGUCCGAGCUACAGCGAUGAAAAGUUGAAAAUGUUUCAACUUUCUGGGAUCGCGUCGCUGGGUCGUACGUGCACGACACGUGCACGAGUGCAAACUUUCACACGCACGUUUUUCGCGUUUUGCUUAGUAGGAGAGAGACCCGCGAUUAUCGCUUUGUCGCGCAUGUCUCAUUGAAAAUGAAUGGUGGAGAGGCGAUGUCGCCUCCCGUGUGUCGAGCCCAUAAUAGAGCUGAGCUAGUGUUAGCAAUGGAGUUAUCUGAGAGUUCAGUGAUUGAGGAAUCCUCUGAGGAAGAGUUUGAACCUCCCAUUGCAUCCUCAAGACGUGGUGCAAAAAGGAGAUGCCCACCAUCAUCUCAAAGCCGUGGUGCAUCCAGAGGCAGCGGUGCAUCCAGAGGCCGAAGAAGUGCGAGACACUCAGCUGUGGACCUUGGAGAUGAAGAUCUCUCUCGAGUUCGGAAUCUUCGUUCCGAGCGAAUAGACUUUGAACGUCAACACAUACAGAACCUGAACCCUCAGCAGGCUAUUGACAUCCUUACCAUGGUGCUGGACAGAGACCCUGGUGUUCUCUUUGAUGUACUUGCCCUCUCUGGUCCACCUGCCACAACACCUCCAACAUCCAAUCAACCUUCAUGGUGUGUAUGCUCCCACUGCAGAGAUAUGCCAACUGAUUUGGAAAAGAAAUGCUGCCAACAGCCUCCCCAGACAUGUAUUUCAACUGUACCACACAUGGAGGAGUUUAUUCCGCAAAAUGGUGUUCUUCGCCUGGCCAGAACAUUGUGGAAUGAGUUUUGAGCGGUUUAUGAUGACCCGGACCCUGGUGAGGACAACAGACAGUUCCGCCAUGCAGCUUACAGACAAUUUGUAGCAUGGCAGCAUGGAAAACUUGGUGGAGGGCGCAGAGUAGUAAUCCUAAGCUGUGGUCUGGAGGAUAAGGGAAAAAUUCCCUGACCCCAAUGGAAACUACACUGGUUUUAUUCCAAGACGAU